Molecule: messenger RNA, 3506 nt
Organism: Trichobilharzia szidati
Lineage: Eukaryota; Metazoa; Platyhelminthes; Trematoda; Strigeidida; Schistosomatidae
Source: the annotation of a GenBank genome assembly
GGUGAGGUGGUUCCUGUGGUGUACGACGACGCAACACGCAUUCGAACAUUCUUCAGACAAUAGAUGUGCACAACCAGUUUUCUUCUGAGCCGUCUUCAGAAUGCCAACUAAGGAGAUUAGGCAGCCCUGUCUUACACCGUUACUACUGGUGUUACCCCAUCGUUUUGCAUAUUAUCUCGAAAAUGCUGAUAAUCUUUUGAGGAAAACUCGCUGUGACAAACAAUUCCUAAGCAACGGUUCAAAUUUAGCUGUAACAUCAAGAACUGCAACGUUUUUUAGCCUGCGGUACGUGAGACUGUGAUGUAAUCAGUGACUAGAGCCCAUUUCGCUGAACUGUUAACCAUCUCAGGUUGACAUCAAUUUUAGUGAGUGGCUUUUAACUUGUGUCGGAUACGGUCUUGAAGAGACGGUAACAGUGAAUAGCAAUUCUUUCCAGUUUGAGAAACACCAGUCAUAAACACUAUUAUUAGCACCAAAAUGGAUUAAAGUUAGGAAUGAAUUUGUGGAUCACGGAGUAUUUGUUUUGCACCAUAUAGUGUGGCUAUCACAAAUGCUUGUUGUCUUCACCUUAGGGAUGAAGAGUUCCUAGAAUAUAAAUGAAGGAUAACGAUUGGGUUUUCAUAUCUGUAUAAGAGUACAGUGAUAGUUAUUGAAACAAAACAAGUCAAAAUGUCUGGUAAAUAGGCCUAAAUUCAGAAGUGUUCAGAUCGGCUAAAUUAAGCUCAGUUGGGAACAUGGAAUUCUGAAUUGACAGCGAACAGAAAUGAGAUUUGCGUAAUAGGUAUAAGUCAUAGUUUAUGGACAUCUGUGUCUGAAAAUAAAUUCAAAAUGUAUACUCUUCAAAGCGGAGAUGUAGCUAAGCGUGAAAUUUGAGGUUUCUCUCGUAGUAUUUGACUAAUAAAAAUUCGGAUUUGUUUAUAGAGAGAAUGGAAAACUAGUGUGUACUUGGGGAAAUGAAGUUGAAUGACAGCUGGUUUGGGCUUUUCAUUCUUGAACCAAUCAAUUAUUUAGUGGCACUCUAUGGUAGUUGGCAUACCUACCUGGCUGCGGAAAUGUAACUAGGUCUUUUUGGGUUCUUAAUGUGAUGCAUCGAAAUGAAACUCAUAUGAUAGGGGAUUUUAUCUGACAUUAGGAUCAAAAUCGAAAUUUGCCACUAACCGAAAUAUCUACUAGUAUCUUGUAGUAGAUUGAUAAUACUGGUGGGACUUAAGUGAAAUAAAAUCAAACGUCACUGAUUAUUAGUGUGACAAAAUACAUGAAGAGAACAAGACUUGGUAAAUUCAAGCCGGCUAUAUAUUUUUCAUCAGUCGGAAAAGGUGAACACACUCAUAAACUUCAUGCAUCUUGACUUCGAGUGGUAAAUUGCGAUGGAAGGAAGCAAUUCUACUCUUGUUGCGAGUCGAAUUUUUCUUAAACCCAAACUACCUAAGUCGACCUGGUUUAAUCUCACAGAAAGAAACCAUUAAGACAAACAAAAUUUAGACACGUGUGCAGAAAAAGGUUGGAUAUGUUCCAUUACUGUUGUGUCACAGUUUGAUGUUAGGAUGAAGCAAUCUAGUUCCAUGGGUAUGUCCAUAUAGAAAAUGGGUUGAUAGAGGCUACAGUAGAAUCCAGAGUGCGGAUUCCUUUCUGUCACUUGGGUAUACCUGUAUUCCAAAUGAGUGAUGGUGUUCUCAUUUCUAUUCAACAUCUGCCGAAAUAACAUCAUGUUAGUCCACAGAUAUUGUCAGAGUUCAUACUGGGAGUUGAAAUGCUAACGCAGACCGAGUUAGGCGUGGAAGUGAUUGCGUGAAGAGGAAAUGAGAGUUCAAAGGCAUUCGUGGAACCAGCUAAAGACUAAAGAGAGUAGGGUGAAAUGCAGGUAUGCUGCUGAAGCCUUAUGCUCCACUGGGGAGAUUGUCGAAGCGUAGGUACUAGGAGCCGACCUGUGAACAAGGAGACCCGGCAUUUCAGUUCAACAUAAUCAACCAACGGGAAAUGAAAAUCAACUUCAUGGAUAUAAACCAUAAGUUGAAGCAUAUACUUAAUUGUUACUUCACUGUUGAACACACAAUAGAAAUCAAUAAAGUCACGUGAACAAAACGUUUGAAUCUACAUAUACUACAUUGAUCUUUUAAUCAGGACGAUUACAUUAAGAAUAAAACAGAUUAUUUUAACGUUGUGGUGUCGAAAUGAUCAUGAAAAUUUCUUCGAAAUUAUCAUCCUUAGAGGAAAAUUUAUCCAAAAAAGAUAGUAUAUUAGAAAAUAAAACAUUUAAACGAAAUUCAGAUAUGCGAAGAUUUUCAACUAUGAAAAUGAGUGAAAAAAGAGACUGGCUUAUUGAACGAAUGCAAAAUCCAAGCAGUAGGCAAAAAGUGAUGACGAAAAAGAAGAGGAAGGAAUCUAAUGAAUCAAUUAUCGAGUGUAAUCAACCAUGGCAUAGACAACAAAAUCCUUUAUAUUUAAAUAUUAUUGCACCAUACACAAUGAAAGACAACACAGAGUUUACAAAUCCUGAUCGUCUAAGUGUGCAUAGUAGUUCAUUGAUUAUGACAAACAGAAAUCUACGUGUUGGAAAUCAAUAUCCCCCGAAUACACCUUACAAUAUAAGAAAAGCAGAAAUUAAGACAAUAAAUGAGAACAGACUUAUUGGUCUGUUGAAUUUAAACAAUUUUACACCAAGUCAUUCACCAUAUAUCCCUGAUUUCAUAAGAAUUUUAAUUGUAACUAUUGAGAAUUAUUGUGAAAUGAAUUGCUCAUGGGAUAUUAUUUUUGAAAAAUAUGAUCAUUUAUAUGAGUUGGCUAAAAAGUGGAUUAUCAAUUUAAUAACUAUAUGGGAUAAUAUAGACCAAUUACAGGUGUAUAUAUCGAAUAUGGAUAUUAAAAUAUGCCUAGCUGUAUUGCGUACACUGUUAAGCUUAUUAGCUAUAAAACUGAUACAUAUGAAUAAAGCAUGUUUACAACGAUUAAUUCAACACCCUCUAUUUGAUAAGUACCAUUGUCCGCAUCCAGAAAUGACAACAAUUAUACGACAGAUAUCGAUGCAAAGAUCACCGACAGAGCUGCAUACACUAGUCUUUUUAAUGAAUCAUCUUUUACGUGUUUAUGAAUCGAAUACAACAAAUUCAGUUAUAAAUCUUUUACAGCUAGCUAAUAUUUAUGGACCAUUGUUGAUUAGUUUUACACAGAGACCAAUUGUUAUCGAUAAGCAUAAUAAUACACAAAGUGCAGAAGCAUAUAUAUUUGAAGCUAUUAUCAUUUCAUGUGAUUUAUCAUUUUGGGAACAAUUAAUAAUGUUUAAAAUUGAUAAUGUCUUACGGCAGGGUCAAGAAGUGAGAGAACAAGCACAGAACGAUGACAAAUUAAUUGUAUGUCGUCCAAGUAUGUUAGUUCAAUCGUCUACCACAACAACAAACACAAUAAAACAAUGUAAACCAGUGACAGGAAUAAAAUCAACAGCAAGUUUAUUAAAAACUUUACAAAAUAUCCGACGUAGUCUCAGGCAUUUGGAUUCUUACAUUGUUUAG